AUGAGCCACACCGAAGAGCUAACCACCCGCUUAUCUGCAGGGACUGAGUUUGUGAUUGUGGUGCCGUACGAAACGAAGCGAUGCUCCGCAACUCUUAAAAUCGUCUCGGUAGGCGGUGGUGUGGACCCCCGAGUUGACGUACUUGGCGCUCCUGUUGUAGUGGAUGUUUCGUACAAUUUGAUUCCUGGUAUGGAGUUUUCCAUCUUUGCAUGGACUAAUGCGACCGUUCGAAUCGAGGGAUCAAAGCAGCUUCUUCUUAAUUGUUACCGCCCCACAACACCUCCUUUUGUUAGGCCACUUGUCGAAUAUCAUUGUAUAAUCCACGAUGCUCGCGUUUUGGCCGACAAGAAGGCAUUGUUUGGUCCUUUGGUUCUUAUUUGCGGAACAAAUGACGCUGAAAAACAUGUCAUUGGAAGGACGCUUUGCAGCUACGCUGCACGAACCGGGUGGUCCCCUCAAUUAGUAGAUUUGGAUUGUGGUGUGGGGCAAAUGCUUGGACCGCCAGGAACCGUUUGUGCUGGUGUUAUUGAGUACCCAAUGACGCUGGACGAGGACACCACGAUAGGUCCCACCUCUGUUUCUUUUUUUACAGGGUCAACAGCACCACAGGUUAAAUCUUCUUCUGGUGAAUGGAAUAUGUACGCUCCGUAUGUACAUUAUAGCCAUUUGAUGAUGUCAUGUGCGAGCAAUCGAAUAGCCAGGCAUACAGGCAGAGUGAGCGGCUCUAGUGGUGCAGUUAUUAUAUUACCAGAUUUAAAGGGUGUCAGUGGUCUUUUAUUUGUAGAAGAUCUCCUCCGACGCUUUAACAUUUCGCACAUAUUGUGUAUUGGUGAUGAUUUCCUUUUCUGUGGGCUCCACAAUCGAAUUAGCAAUAUGCAGGAAUCAGCAGGUUCUCGUACUGUGGCCAGUACCCGCAUCGAUAAGUUAUCCAAGUCGUUCAUUUACUCUCCGUUAGAUUCAGGAUCGGAACGGAUAGCAUCCAGAUUGGAGCGGUAUUUUUUUGGUGGUGGUGCUAUUGAUCUACAACCAUCCGAAAUAAACAAACGGUAUUCGAGUAUUGAGAUUCUGGCCCUGAAGGAUACCAAUGGUCAAGCUGUUGUUUCAAACGUUGAGCAGGAUGCUUUGGAGGGAAUUGUAGGAUGUGUAGGUGCGUUGUUUGAGUCUUCUACAAAACGUGAUAGAGAUAUUCUGUCACUCUCUCCGUUUGCGUUUGCUAGGGUGCAAGGAGUUGAUGCUCAGGGUGUCAGCAUUCUUGUGAGCACACAUUCCGCUAUUCCCGAGACGUUGGUAAUGAUCAUUGGUUCCUACUGCUGGGUAACGAGUUAA
Trypanosoma grayi is the source of this 1326-nucleotide messenger RNA. RefSeq names its product polyribonucleotide 5-hydroxyl-kinase. The record is from RefSeq and is a predicted model, not a curated record. Gene Ontology annotation, biological process: tRNA splicing, via endonucleolytic cleavage and ligation. Gene Ontology annotation, molecular function: polynucleotide 5'-hydroxyl-kinase activity. The transcript has a single exon. Bases 1 to 1326 code for a protein of 441 amino acids. Gene Ontology annotation, cellular component: nucleus. NCBI's taxonomy places the organism in Eukaryota, Euglenozoa, Kinetoplastea, Trypanosomatida, Trypanosomatidae.